AUGCAGCAAGCAACAACUGGAGAGCCGACAACUGGACAACAGCAAACCGCCGAAGCUAGUGUAACAGAAAGUCCUUCUUUACGGCCUCAAGAACAGGAGGUAGUCGUAGUUGGUUGUUUUGUAGUGGUUCUUAUAGGCCAACAUAUACAGUACUGGUUGGUUGUUUUGUCGAUCUAGUUGGUUGUUUUGAGUGGCUAACAUAUACAGUACUGCAUAGGCCGAGGAGUUUCUAGUACUAUUCUAUGCAUCCUAAAAGUACGACCUUUCUAUUUUGUUCACUUGUUAGCACCCUGUUCAAUUCUGACAUAGAAAAAUAUAUAGAAAUCUAGGAAGGUACUGAUACUGUCUGAGUCUGUCUGUGCCUUAAGUGGAUCUGUGCCUUAAGUGGCACUCUAAGAAAGUACUCGCACUACCCCUCUUUACGGCUACCUAUGUAGGAUCGUAUCUCACUCGCAAUCUACUCUAUAAUGAAGAAUAGUCGCAUCUACUCUAUCGUGAGAGUUUCAAAUCACUCAUCAUUUUUACUCUAACCCAACGAGGAGAGACUGGAGGCUCUUUCUUCUAUUAUCCGGAAAACAGAUCCGACUCUGAAAACGACGACCAGUCGGACGACGACAACAAGUCUGAAUACGAGGACGGGUCUGCAGAUUCUAGUGUGACCACCCUGCGACACCGUGGCAGUGCGGUUUAUGGCAAGCUGUUGUGUAACUAUUCGAAAUCUUAGAAUCAGCGAGUAAAUUCGAGGAUAGUUGUACUUUACUCGGAUAUUUCAGUUUUUCGAAUACUUGGUUUUGGAAGUGUUCCUCUCUGGUGACGAGCCUAUUAAUUAUAUUAAUCGACGUUCAACAUCUGGCACCGUCAUCAGAAUGUCACUUGUAACUCACGCUGUUGCUCGUUGAAGUAACUGCUUGCAUGUCAAUUGUCAAAAGCUAACUUGUGGAGGGCGUUGUGUGUAUCAAAUGCACACCUGAUGUCCACUCUAACACGCAGACGCGGACGAGGAUGGCGACGCAUAGCUGUCGUAGUUGUUUUGCUGGAUAUAGUUUUAUCGGGGGGUUUUGGUGGAUCUAGGUGUAGCAUUACUUAGAUGAAACUAGAAAUCAAUUAAAGGUGGAUUAGAUUUGGAUGGAAUAUUAGGAACACAAUUUUUACAACUUAGUAUGAUGUACGGGACCAAUUAUUAGACUUAGAUGAAACUUAGAUAUUUAUAUCAAGUACGUAACAAGUAACUGGAAUUGGAUGAUGAAACUAGAAAUCGACUCCGACUAACGAGCAAAAGCUGAAAGUCCAUGAAGAUGAAACCUGAGCCACAGUCACAAAUCAACUAAGUAACCGCUAAGUCCAUUGGAAGGAAACUACAACUAGAAAUCGGGACUUCUAAUGAAACACGUGUUGGGAAAUCAAGUAACAACCACAAAUCAACUAUGGUAUGAAGUGGCUAAGAUAUGGAUAUAAGGCUGGAUCAUGAGGAAAAUGCAAAUACUAAAGCACCAGAAGUCCUCUGCUCUACUUGCUGAAAAAAGUAGCCGUUAGGGGAACAGGGGGUAAGGAGGAUGAAAUUAAAUCCGAUUUAAUUAUAUGAAUCUGUUGUCGAUGUGCGGACGAGCGCGGGAUCCAUCCUACUCUUACAUCUGCGGAAGAUCUUUUAAUCAUUAUUUAUGAGUCUGUUGUUCUUUUUCUGUGUCUAAGGCUUAUUUUUCUGUGUAGGAGGCUUAGCUUUCUCAAUCUUGAAAUUCAAAAUUUUGGCGUCAUAAAUCAGUGUCUUUUUUGACCCCAACAGAUUGUAUGUUUGUUACUUCUUUGACUGGCGUUGUUUUUCAAUAGACGGUAGCCACUGUCAAUAGCAAGAAUCAACAAUAGUGAGCAUCAGAAGCGAGUAUCAAUAGCAAGAAUCAACAAUAGUGAGCAUCAGCGUUGUCAGGGAUAUUCAUCAGUGUCACCCUGAGCUCGUUGUACCGAAAUUCGUGUUUUUUGUAGAAGUGGUCUGAGCCUAAUUUCUGGAAUGGAUAAGUGCUAUGAAUAUUCAGACGCUUCAAGAGUUACCAAAAAGCGACCUCAGAGUGCAUCAUCUUAAAGUGGAAUUAAAGCCCGAGGAU
Amoebophrya sp. A25 is the source of this 2096-nucleotide messenger RNA. Lineage: Eukaryota; Dinophyceae; Syndiniales; Amoebophryaceae. The record is from the annotation of a GenBank genome assembly.